GCCCGUGCAAACACCUCACGGAGCAGCACAGCCGUCCCGGGGAAGCCUCACCCAGUCUCCACACCUCACUGCAGCUGCAGGCCCGAGAUGCCAGCUGUCCGGCUGCUGCUCGUGGCCUGCCUGGUAUGGGGCUUGGGUGCCAGGACAGCCCAGCUCCGGAAGGCCAAUGACCGGAGUGGCCGAUGCCAGUACACCUUCAGUGUGGCCAGCCCCAACGAGUCCAGCUGCCCGGAGCGGGGCCAGGCCAUGGCCGCCAUCCAGGAGCUGCAGAGGGACAGCCGUGCCCAGCGUGCGGACCUGGAGUCCGCCAAAGCCCGCCUCGGCUCCCUGGAGGGCCUCCUCCACCAGCUGACCCGAGACAAGGCUGCUGGGCCCCCGGGGACCCAGGAGGGGCUGCAGAGGGAGCUGGACACCCUGAGAAGGGAGCGAGCACAGCUGGAGACCCACAGCAGGGAGCUGGAGACCGCUUACGGCAACCUCCUCCAGGACAAGGCAGCUCUGGAGGAAGAGAGGAGGCGACUGAGGGAGGAGAAUGAGGAUCUGGCCAAGAGGCUGGAAAACAGCAACCAGGAGGUGGCAAGGCUGAGGAGCGUGCAGUGUCUCCAGGCCCACAGCACCCCUCAGGAUGUGCCACCAGGUUCCAGGGAAGCUUCUAAAUGGAACGUGGAGGCCGUGAACUUCCAGGAACUGAAGUCAGAGUUAACUGAGGUUCCUGCUUCCCGGAUCCUAAAGGAGAGCCCAUCUGGCCAUCCCAGGAGUGAAGAGGGAGACCCUGGAUGCGGAGAACUGGUUUGGGUAGGAGAGCCGCGCACCCUGAGAAGAGCUGAAACAAUCACGGGCAAGUACGGCGUGUGGAUGAGAGACCCAAAGCCCGUCUAUCCCUACACGCAGGAGACCACAUGGAGAAUUGACACCGUGGGCACGGACAUCCGCCAGGUAUUCGAGUACGACCUCAGCAGCCAGUUCCUGCAGGGCUACCCUUCCAAAGUCCACAUGCUACCCAGGCCGCUGGAAAGCACGGGUGCUGUCAUAUACCAGGGGAGCCUCUACUUCCAGGGUGCUGAGUCCAGAACUGUGAUCAGAUACGAGCUCAACACCGAGACAAUGAAGGCUGAGAAGGAAAUCCCUGGGGCAGGCUACCACGGGCAGUUCCCGUAUUCCUGGGGUGGCUACACGGACAUUGACCUGGCUGUGGACGAGACAGGCCUCUGGGUCAUCUACAGCACCCAGGAGGCCAAAGGCGCCAUUGUCCUCUCCAAACUGAACCCAGAGAGUCUGGAACUUGGACAAACGUGGGAGACUAACAUCCGAAAGCAGUCAGUGGCCAAUGCCUUCAUCAUCUGCGGCCACUUGUACACUGUCAGCAGCUACUCGUCACCCGAUGCCACCAUCAACUUUGCAUAUGACACUGUCACAGGGCGCAGCAGGGCCCUGACCAUCCCCUUCAAGAACCACUACAAGUACGGCAGCAUGGUGGAUUAUAACCCCCUGGAGAAGAAGCUCUUUGCCUGGGACAACUUCAACAUGGUCACCUAUGAUGUCAGGCUCUCCAAGAUGUGAAAAGCCUUCCCCAUCAGGAAAGGCAAUGGGAAAUGAUGUGUAGGGAUCCUGAGGAGACAGCCAGCUAGCCGAAGCCCACACAGCUUUUCUCUGCUUUCUAAGCUUUCAUUCCUAAUCCAAAAGAAUGUGCAUCAUCACCACGUCUGUGUGGAAAUAGCCACUGGGGGAUUUAGAUGGUUGCACGAUACAUAUUCUUCUGUCAGGUUUCACAGGGCUGUUGAAUCAAAACGGUUCAAGUUUGGUAGUGAUCUGAGGCAAAAGCUCUAAUGCACAGUAGUCUACAAAGCUUCUUUAUAAAAGGCCCUCACUGGCUAAAAGAGGGUAUGCUUGGAGAAGGGUUUGCGCAGAACAGCUUACCCUGUGUGGCAUCCAGGGUCAUUCCCUGCAUGUUGCAUAGUUCCCAUAAGCCACGAUACCAAGUGGCACUUCUAGAGGAGGAACCGCUCCUGUGGCCAGCACCGAACAUAUGCAUAGUCGGCUUCUAAUGCUUCACGCAUUGUCCAGUGGGUGUUACAUAACCUUUGCCAUGGGAAAUAAAGUGACCUUACA
Hyaena hyaena (striped hyena) is the source of this 2109-nucleotide messenger RNA. RefSeq names its product myocilin (gene MYOC). The record is from RefSeq and is a predicted model, not a curated record. NCBI's taxonomy places the organism in Eukaryota, Metazoa, Chordata, Mammalia, Carnivora, Hyaenidae. The transcript is spliced from 3 exons. Gene Ontology annotation, biological process: osteoblast differentiation; signal transduction. The coding region runs from base 88 to 1560 and encodes 490 amino acids. Gene Ontology annotation, cellular component: Golgi apparatus.